AGUCAGGGAAGGAGGAAUUUCUGGGCGCGGCUUCAGCAGCUGACGUUUCAGUCCUCUCUCUGGACAGUAGCGGUCGGAGGAGGUGGGAGUCUUGGAGAGAAAGAUCGAGAAAAUAUCCCGGUUCCACGCAAGAGGAAUCAGCCAAAAUCCCCGCCCACUUUACAUCAUCGACGUCCGCAUAUCUCACAAGCGGUGGGAUAGCUGCAGGGGACACUAGCGGCGCAGAAGUUACGUCGACGACGGAUAAUGAAAUGAAACUACAAUCUAUUUCUCUCUCGACUCUCUCUACUUGACAUUCGCGCAGGGCGCUCAUGGUCAACCUCAUAAAAGUCGAAAAUCUUCUCGCCCAAACCUCCACCAGGGCUCGUGUCUUGACCUUUGGUGAUGCUGUUUCUUCUGCGCCCAACAAGCAAGAGGUGUCUGCAGUCGGUUGUCAAGAGCAACGGACGUUGAAUCCGAGUUUCAGCAGGUGUUCGAAUUGGAGGAUUCUGGCAAACGACGUGAAGAAUCAGGUCUUGGUUUUUCGCAUCCUUGACCACGACAGGUUCUCAAAGAAUGACCUGAUGGGAACGGUGAUAAUGCCACUGAGGACGCGGAUCUGUAUGAGCGCUGAUGAGGAGACCCUGUUGACCAGAGAAAGGCUGCAUGAAGCAAUUCUCGGCGGGCGAUCUCCUCUUUUCCCUGACGUAGUACUCAUGAAGAAAGGUAAGAAAGGAGGGUGAUCAAUGGAAUAUUCCUGAAGGCUACAAACCUUCGCAAGGCUGAUUAUCUGGGGACUGCGUCAGAUCGGAAAAUAUAGUAGAAGAUAUACAUGAUCCAACGCGAGCAAACGAUAUGACAGGGAAAACGGAGGUCAAGACAAAAACCGCUCGUCCCGAUACUACACGACGUCGUUCCAGUUUGACGUGUCCGGUCUCAACAGCCCGCAACGUCAGCCUCGAAAUAUUGGUCAUGGGACUACUACGACCGGGUUAGCCGAACGACAAGAUGGGCGUGGUUUACGUCGCGGGCAAAUCCACCCAGGAAGUCGGUCGUAAUCACUGGAUGGAGUAUUUCAGUGUCCCUGAGCACCAGACCAGUCACUGGCACACAAUUAUUCAUUACAACUGACUUAAAGCAAGUACUGCCACUGGCAAAACAACAGCUGCAACAAAGGCAACUGCAAGUACAACAACAACAACAAAGGCAAUUAACAUAAACAACAACUGCAUCGACGUCAACGGCAACAAGGAGUCCAAUACUUGCAACCCCCGCCAAACCCCGCCCAGCAACAGCAGUUGCCUGGCAACGGUACAAACACAUCUGACGUGUCAGCAGCCCCCUGAUAAUUAUAGCUAAAGUCGUUUUUUGGCGAUUUGUACGUUUUACUUGUGUGUAUACAGAUGCUUUUAUGUAUUUCAAUCAGUCACGUUUUCAUUUUUGAGGGUUUUAUGCAUCGAUUUUUAGUGAUCAUGAUUGGUAUUUUAUCAGAAGUCAGAUAAUAGGCGCUGAUGCGCAUGCGUACGUGUGGGAUGUUGCCGAAUACGCAUGCGCAAUAGGCAGGAGCGUCUUUGUGCAAGA
Geodia barretti is the source of this 1560-nucleotide messenger RNA. The record is from the annotation of a GenBank genome assembly. Lineage: Eukaryota; Metazoa; Porifera; Demospongiae; Tetractinellida; Geodiidae.